Molecule: messenger RNA, 1046 nt
Organism: Capsaspora owczarzaki ATCC 30864
Lineage: Eukaryota; Filasterea; Ministeriida; Capsasporidae
Exons: 1
Coding region: 19-954 (311 amino acids)
Cellular component (GO): cytosol
Source: RefSeq, a predicted model, not a curated record
CAUUGUCCUUCCAAAAUCAUGCGGCACGGCUCGCCAUUCUCGGCUGGCCGCACGCGCUGCUCGCUCGCGGUCGCGCUGCUUGUGCUCGUCGCCUGCUCGGCAUGGCUUGCUGCUGACGCUGAUGCUGCUGAGCAGGUCGACGCGCACGCUGCCAGCCACCCCAUCCUCACCUCGAGGUCACAAGCUCGGCGCUACCAAGCGUGGCGCUCCAUCUCUGCCGUCGUCGAAAGCCGCCGCCGCCACUCGGACGGAUUGCCACUAACAUCCUCAUCUGCAUCAUCAUCAUCAGCGUCGUCGUCGUCGUCGCUGGCAGGGGCUGGUCACAGCAACGCCCGUGCCCGUCGCACUCCCGGUGACGAUGACUUUUGCCCAGAGGCAAGCUUCCUGGCGAUGGGUGUGCUGGUGAGCAACUUUACGACGUGCGUGGCCAACUACUCGCACCCGACGCGGUACUGCGAGCUGUGCCAAGACGCCAAAAACGCCGUCAAGGACGAGCUGAACAAGCUCUCGAGCGAGUGCACAACGAGCAUCCCGAUCUCAUCUGCAUCGGCAUAUGUGCAGAGUGUGUGGAGCCAAGCGAGCUGCGACUCGUGCACGGAUGACGAGUACACCACCCUCGAGGAAAAGGCGCAGGAGCUGCUGCACUGCUUCAACGAUCCCGAUGUUGGCAACGACACUUGCCAGGUUUGCAAUGCCGCGUACAACAACGUGGUGAACUACUACCAGGGUCUGUCAAGCAACUGUCAGCAAAACUCUGACAUGUUUGAUAUCUUUGUGGCCGUCCAAACAUCGUGGUCGGCGUACUCGUGCGACGCCUCCAAAACCACGUCCUCCAAGCUCAUCGCCGUGAUUGUCGUUGUGUUCUCGCUUCCCUCUCUCUUUUACUUGUCAGUCUACCUCAUUGGGCGGUUUUUGAAACGGAGAAAGGCUCGUCUGUCUCGUGCUCGCAAGUAGUAGAUUAUUGAGCCAUUUGACUGCGAUUCUGGCCCAGUCCUCUUUGUGAAUAAGUUGUAAUUUUUCCAAAAACAAAAAAGGUUGUUUGUCCG